This is a messenger RNA of Geodia barretti, 561 nucleotides long. NCBI's taxonomy places the organism in Eukaryota, Metazoa, Porifera, Demospongiae, Tetractinellida, Geodiidae. The record is from the annotation of a GenBank genome assembly.
AUGUGUGGACCGACUGGCAUCGGUGUGUUAUACGGUAAGUUGGAACUGCUUGAAGAGAUGCCUCCGUUCCUCGGUGGUGGUUCGAUGAUUCGGAGUGUAGAGCGCGAUGUAUCAAGUUACGCGGAACUCCCAGCGAAAUUUGAGGCGGGGACUCCAAGCAUCGCUGAAGCGAUCGGACUUGGGCACGCCGUGGACUACAUCACACAAGCCAAUUUAGCAGCAAUUCAUGUUCAUGAACAAGAACUCUUAAAAUAUGCACAUCAACGCUUAAAAGAAAUCGAAGGUAUUACCCUCUACGGACCGUCUGCUCCACAUCAAAAAACGGGUGUAAUCUCUUUUAAUAUGGAGGGCAUCCAUCCGCAUGACGUGGCAGGAGUUUUGGAUACACACGGUGUCGCUAUCCGUGCAGGACAUCACUGCGCACAACUACUCAUGAAGCGGUUAGAUGUUAUUGCCACCGCCCGUGCCAGUUUUUACCUCUAUAAUACAGUUGAAGACGUAGACCGGUUGUAUGAAGGGUUGUGUAGAACGCAAAAACUCAUGACUCGGAGAAAACAAUGA